UGCUGUAGAAGGGCAUUCCUGUUGCAGCACCGAAGAAAGGAGGCAAGGAGAAACUGGGGUUCCCUUUGGCCCUGUUUGGGGACACUCUGGUCGUCAUGGAGGACGGUAUCUAUGUGCCUCCAGAUCUGACACCAGAAGAGAGGCUAGAGUUGGAGAACAUCCGGCGACGGAAGCAGGAGCUCUUGGUGGAAAUCCAACGCUUGAGAGAUGAACUCAGUGAAGCCAUGAAUGAAGUGGAGGGGCUGGAGGCCAAUGAGGGAAGUAAAACUCUACAAAGAAACCGGAAGAUGGGGAUGGGACGUAAGAAGUUCAACAUGGAUCCCAAAAAAGGAAUACAAUUCCUGGUAGAAAAUGAACUUCUGCGCUCCACACCUGAGGAUAUUGCUCGCUUCCUCUACAAAGGGGAAGGCCUCAACAAGACAGCCAUUGGGGACUACCUUGGUGAGAGGGAGGAGUUUAAUAUUGGUGUGCUUCAUGCCUUUGUUGAUUUGCAUGAAUUUACUGACCUCAAUCUAGUGCAAGCUCUCAGGCAGUUCCUGUGGAGUUUUCGAUUACCAGGAGAAGCCCAGAAAAUCGAUCGUAUGAUGGAAGCCUUUGCUCAGCGGUACUGUCUGUGCAACCCAGGGGUCUUUCAGUCUACAGAUACAUGUUAUGUCCUCUCUUUCGCGGUCAUCAUGCUAAACACCAGCCUUCACAACCCCAAUGUCCGAGACAAGCCCACGGUCGAGAGGUUCAUCACUAUGAACCGUGGUAUCAAUGAUGGGGGCGACUUGCCGGAGGAGUUGCUGCGGAAUCUGUACGACAGCAUCCGUAAUGAGCCCUUCAAGAUCCCAGAAGAUGAUGGGAACGACUUGACUCACACAUUUUUUAACCCUGAUCGCGAGGGCUGGCUCCUCAAGCUGGGAGGACGAGUGAAGACCUGGAAGCGACGCUGGUUCAUCUUGACUGACAACUGCCUCUAUUACUUUGAAUACACCACAGAUAAAGAGCCAAGAGGCAUCAUCCCAUUGGAAAACCUAAGCAUUCGGGAAGUAGAAGACCCACGGAAACCAGGCUGCUGUAAGUGUGGAUCCUUUUUACGAGAUGUUGGCUGCCCGCAAGAAACGCAUCUCAGUGAAGCAGAAACAGGAGCAGGCAUGAGGUGGGGAUUAGCUAGUUCCCAUCCUUCCCCCUCUCUGUACAUCUUCCUGUAUCAUCUCUCGGAUCUUCUGACAAGCCCACCUGGGUUGAACUCCAUGAAACCAACUAUUCCUGUUGUGGGUCCACCACACUUCUUGGCCAGUCUAAUGGCAUGCCAGCAUCCCACUGCCUCCACUCACUCAUCUCUCCCCCCCCCCCCCAAGAGCUUCCUCUAGCCCUGUAGGGGUUUGCCAGUGGGACUUGAGCUUGGGAACUGCCCAAUGGUGCGGUAACUUCAGGGAAUGUGCAUCCUUUGUGUUUUGAGGCAGCUUCUCCAAACUGAAUUAAUCUUCAGCCUUCAUCAGACAGAGUCAGGUGGUUUCAAAGCAUCUCACUUAACCCCUCCACACCUUGACUAGGGGCAACCAACUUUGAUCAUGGUAAAAGAACAUUUCCUAUUUUGACUGGACUUCUUCGUUCUGCUUCCCAACAUAACAGCUGGUCUGCAUGUCUGAGAAGAAGAAAAAUUGAAAAACCCCUUCAGGUUAUUAGCAAUUUAGAAUGGGGAGAAGCCCUUGUUUUCACUCAAUCGCUACAGAAAAACCGCACCUUGCUCGCCUAAGCCAAGCACAUCAGGGAGUAAGCUAGCAUGUCUUUCAAAUUGCUAGUUUUCGGUGUUUCAGGAUCACUCAAGUCAUUUAAUUUCCCCAAACUGCUUCUUGAUGCAAAUAAUCACAUGAGCAUUUUUGACAUGCUUUUCUCUGUAGGAUGUCCCUUUGAGUUUGUUGCCAAACCAGCCAUAUUGUGCACCCAAGAAAACAGUAUUCUGAGUCUGACACAUUAAUGUUUACAUAUACCCUAUUCCCCAUUAUUUGGGCUUACAAAAGGAAGUAAACACACCAACAACCAGCUGGGGCCAAAGAGCCAGAUAACUAAAGUAUAUGCACUGACAUAAUUUUGAACACUAUUUGUAGCCUCCAGCAGGAAUAACUGACACACAUUUGUAACUGACAGCUUGUAAUUCUUCAUUGUUAGACUCAGAAACUGACACUCUCCUCAAUUACUUGUAGAGACAUUAGAACAUUGACACUACCGCUAAUUCUCCCCGCUCUUUCCUGCCUCAAGUGUAGCAGCAAAUAUAUGUGGGGCUUCCUUCUGUAGUUAAUUCAAUAUGUUUUUGAUGGUCUUACAGAGGAAUUCAAAUGAGAACACUCCCACUGGCAUGUCUCUGUAUUGUCUUUUUCAGAUUCAGAUCUUUCUUAAAAUUCUGGAAACAGUUUUCUUCAGUUAUAAUAAGUCAUUAUGCCAUCAGGAUGGUUAAAAAACUGUCUCUCCCAUUUUUCCAGAACUGUUGAUACUUGCACAUUCAGGUUAUUAGAUCAGAGAACAAUAAAGAAGAAAAAGAGAAUGAGCUUAUGAAUUGGAAGAAAAAUUAGUCUGUGUAAUUCCCCCCCCUUUUUUUUGUGUAUGUUAAGAAAUGCAAAAAUAAGAUAGUCCUUGAUUUAUGACCAGUCUCUUAGCAACCAAAAUAGAAACAUCCUCUCCCCCCAAGUACUUACAACCCAGAUUCAAAGUUCCAGAUCUAGGGCCCAACCCCGCCCUGCAAUGAUUACAUUUUGGGGUUUUGGCAAUCAUUUUGCAUUAUAUGGGCAUUUUCAGCUUUCCGUGGUUACAUGACCAAGCUUUUUGCAAAAACAAACAAACAACACCCUGACAUUUACUUAACCGGCAAAAGUGUACCCAUUGCAAACAUAGGCCCCGAAAAUGUUGAAAAUUCAGGUGGUUUGUGUGAUGACCCAUUUUAACAAUUAGCAGAAUGUAUGACCAUAAUUCCAGGCUCAGUUAUGUCAAGGUCAACCUGUAGUUGUUGUGUUACCCUUUCCCCCCCACCCUCUCCAAAACUUAAGAAGUUUGUUCUUCCCCAUGAUAGCCUCACCUCACUCCAAAGGCCGUCUCCUACUGCAGUGAGUGGGAUAUUGUACCACUCAGAGCUCUAAAUCUAAUCUUCCACCACUGCUUUUCCUCAGGUUGUCCCUUGGGUAUAACCCUCGGAGCCUGAAGGCUUUAUGAAACCCCGAGUUUGGCUUUCUAAACUGCCAAGCACUUUGUGGCACAUCUCAGGCCUUUGUGACGGAAUAGUGCAAAGUCCUCAGGAGCUGCAAAGGUCUCUGGCUUAAUAUUAUAGUACCUCCUUCGUCCGUGUGCAUUUCAGCCUGAUCAGCAUCCCCUGCCCCAAGAAAAGCUACAUUGGCUGCAGCCAGUACAAAUCCCAUUGGAUUUAAACUGAAAAUAUCUUCCCACCACCCAAGUUAGAAACGCUGUGGUCAGAAUUAGGGGUUGUGUUUUAUUCCAUUUAGAAGAAAAGCAUGAGGAAAAAGCAGCAAGUGAAAAGAAAGGGAUUGAUAUUAAUUUUCAGUCUUUGGUAAAAAUAAAUAUAAGAAAAUCCAGGAUACUCUUUAAAGCAGCAUUUUCCAUCACAACCCAUUAACAAGUUUGCUCAAAGCUGACCCAUCUGCUUUAUACCUGCUCAGACCCAUUGUAGGAAGCCCCUUAAUCCCUAAUCCUAAAGGCUGGCUGGGGAAUUCUGGGAGUUGAAGUCCACAGAUCUUAAAAGUUGCCACGGUUGGACAGCUUUGCCCUAACUCAUGACUCCUUUUCAAUCUUAAUUUAAUUGCCUCCCCAAAGUGGCUAGCCUUUCCCUUUCUUAACUAAAGUUAAAUUAUAUUUCAGAUCCAAAUGUGUAACAUACAUAUUUUUAUAAACAAGAGUUUCAGAA
Molecule: messenger RNA, 3895 nt
Organism: Notechis scutatus (mainland tiger snake)
Lineage: Eukaryota; Metazoa; Chordata; Lepidosauria; Squamata; Elapidae
Gene: CYTH2
Product: cytohesin 2
Biological process (GO): regulation of ARF protein signal transduction
Molecular function (GO): guanyl-nucleotide exchange factor activity
Source: RefSeq, a predicted model, not a curated record